Molecule: messenger RNA, 1657 nt
Organism: Truncatella angustata
Lineage: Eukaryota; Fungi; Ascomycota; Sordariomycetes; Amphisphaeriales; Sporocadaceae
Exons: 3
Coding region: 312-1295 (327 amino acids)
Source: RefSeq, a predicted model, not a curated record
GUCAUUGACAACAGAUGAGCAGUCACUUACAUCUGCGGCUUCUUUUCACUUCAAGGUCGCUCAGGAAGUGUAGCUCUCGCAAGCUACUACUCUUACAUGUACAAGCGUCCAAAGCUCAUGGAGGCUUUUGCACUAAUUAUGCUGAACUACACAUAUUUGUAAACAUUCUCCAUCCGAAAAAAGUAAGGUGAACUUCUGAAAGGCGGGAUCAGGGAAAGUGGGAGCCAGGUUAAUCCCAGUUUCUGUACGCCGGCAUCAAAAGCCCUUGCUACGAUACAUCGCCCCCCAAGACGCCCCAUCACAACAGAGCGAUGCAAACGGGAUGUCCAGUAGAUGAUACAGGGGUUUCCUUUUCCCCCCAAUUCAUGAGGUUACCGCCCGAGAUCCGUCAUAAGAUUUGGCUUGCUGCCAUACCGUCCCCUGGUAUCAACUUCUUCAAUGUGCACAGCUUCCCCAACGACCAUAAAGGCGCGAACAGAAGCACGUCACCACCAAAUUUACACCUAGACCUCCGUCGUAAAUACAACUCGCACAACGACCAGGACGUCGCGAGGUACGAUGCUUCAGUUUGGCAGGCCCGACACGCUCUUCGCCAGUCAUGUCGAGAAGCCCGGCUCAUCUGCGCAAUUCCCGGGGACAAGCUCAUCCGACUGACAUUGUCAAUUCCUAAACGCGGUCUGUUCACCGAAGCUGGAGAUGGGCUCCAGAGAUCUUUGACGCCGAUGGAGCAUCCUGCUGCUGAACAUGAGGCAACCGUGUAUCGCCAGGUCCAUGUCCAUGCAGACGACAUGGUGGUUCUAUCGGUAGAAAAUCAUAGCUUCAACAUCUUCUUUGAAGAGUCUACCGUCUUCGGCCCUGUAGAUGACGAUAUCAAUUUGGGCUGGUCGUAUGACCCGCAAUUUAGGGACGGCAUAUCGCUGGGUAUCCCCCCGGGCAAUUUCUGCCUCGAAAUGAUACGUGGCAGGACGGGCGACAUCGAAGAGAUUGCUGAAGCGUUAUUUGUAGCCGCUACAGGAAAUGACGAAAACAACGACAGUGUCAGAACUUUCGGAAACAUGAUGUUCACUAGCAAGACGAUGGAGAGAGAAAGACUCCAUCGAGAAUUCCGCGACAAGAGUUUAAGGAGAUUCUGGGACAAGUAUGGAGACUGUUAUGUUGCUAUCCCAUGGAACCAUGACGACUUGGCAAUGGCAUCACAGAUUGUCAAGCUUAGCCCUGAAAAGGAAACUUCUAUGCGGAGGGGCUAUGUGACUUCGGCGAUACUCAAAAGUCCAAAACGACUGGUAAUGUCAUAGCACGUUAAUGAAUUCGCUACGCAAUGAUCUCUACAAUCCAAUGAAAUACAACAAAGACCGAAAUAUCAUUCUUUCGCUCGGACCACGUGUUGAGUGCAAAUGCUCAGACAUGGGCUAGACGGUAUCAACCCGACACUGCCCAAUCGAAGACAUCAAACGCGAUCUUCUGGGAACUCAGAGGGUGUUCGGGUUUCCUGGACCUUUGAGAAUCGUCAGCUCUUGGAUGCAGUCAAUAAAUUCAAAGAAAUUUAGUUACCUGGAGGGUUGUGCGGCGGCACUGUAGGCUUCACUGUCCGCAAAGUGACUUGGACCUUGUCACUCGAAAACUCUGUGCUCGAAUCCCAGUUGAGAGUCCAGAGGUU